AUGAGUGGCUGUGGGAAGAAGGCCCUGACCCUGCUGAGCAGCGUCUUUGCCAUCUGCGGCCUGGGUCUCCUGGGCAUCGCCGUCAGCACCGACUACUGGCUGUACCUGGAGGAGGGCGUGAUUCUGCCACAGAACCAGAGCACAGAGGUCAAGAUGUCCCUCCACUCCGGCCUCUGGCGAGUCUGCUUCCUCGCUGGUGAGGAGCGGGGCCGCUGUUUCACCAUUGAAUACGUGAUGCCCAUGAACACUCAGCUGACAUCCGAGUCCACUGUCAGUGUUCUAAAAAUGAUCCGCUCUGCCACACCGUUCCCUCUGGUCAGCCUCUUCUUCAUGUUCAUCGGCUUUAUCUUGAGCAACAUUGGACAUGUCCGUCCCCACAGGACGAUACUGGCCUUUGUCUCUGGAAUCUUCUUUAUCCUCUCUGGCCUCUCUCUCGUGGUGGGCCUGGUGCUCUACAUCUCCAGCAUCAACGACGAGAUGCUUAACAGGACCAAGGACUCAGAGACCUACUUCAACUACAAAUAUGGGUGGUCGUUUGCUUUCGCUGCCAUCUCCUUCCUUUUAACCGAGAGUGCUGGGGUGAUGUCCGUGUACCUGUUCAUGAAGCGGUACACUGCAGAGGACAUGUACAGGCCUCACCCCAGUUUCUACCGCCCACGUCUAAGCAAUUGCUCCGAUUACUCGGGCCAGUUCCUACACCCGGAUGCCUGGGUCCGGGGCCGCAGCCCCUCUGACAUCUCCAGCGACGCCUCCCUGCAGAUGAACAGCAACUACCCAGCCUUGCUCAAGUGCCCCGACUACGACCAGAUGUUGUCUUCCCCCUGCUGA
Molecule: messenger RNA, 828 nt
Organism: Orycteropus afer afer
Lineage: Eukaryota; Metazoa; Chordata; Mammalia; Tubulidentata; Orycteropodidae
Gene: CACNG5
Product: calcium voltage-gated channel auxiliary subunit gamma 5
Exons: 5
Coding region: 1-828 (275 amino acids)
Biological process (GO): calcium ion transport; positive regulation of synaptic transmission, glutamatergic; neurotransmitter receptor transport, postsynaptic endosome to lysosome
Cellular component (GO): postsynaptic density membrane; AMPA glutamate receptor complex
Molecular function (GO): channel regulator activity; voltage-gated calcium channel activity
Source: RefSeq, a predicted model, not a curated record